This is a messenger RNA of Gamsiella multidivaricata, 390 nucleotides long. RefSeq lists its product as uncharacterized. The record is from RefSeq and is a predicted model, not a curated record. The transcript is spliced from 2 exons. Bases 1 to 390 code for a protein of 129 amino acids. Lineage: Eukaryota; Fungi; Mortierellomycota; Mortierellomycetes; Mortierellales; Mortierellaceae.
AUGGGCAUAAGAGGCUUUUACAGUACUCUGAAGAAGCGCGGUUUGGAUCCAGUUGCCGCGGAUCCUCAAGAUUACCAGAACCAAGCUAUUGAGGUUGACCUCUUCGGCGCGUUUUAUGGAUCCCUCGUUCGCCAGAUCACGGAUGAUUACGACCCAAGCAAGGUCCGAACUGUCGGUCUCGCAGUGGCAGCGCAUUUGGCAAAGGACUUUACCCUUGCGCAAUCAGAAGCCAUCACAGCAGAAGCGGAGCGAGCACAUCAGGCGAAAGAACAGACUGACAGCGGACUUCAAGAAGUUGCAGGCGAACUUGAAAGUCAUGAGCACGAAGUCGUCGAACCGCCAAUGGACCUCGAAGAGCGUGGUAACGAAGAUCAAGAAGGGCCUCCGUGA